AUGGCAACUGCUCCGCAAAUUACAAAGAAAAAGAAGGCUGUUUUGGAUGGAGUUUUUAAGGCUGAGCUCAACAAUUUUCUCAUGAAAGAGCUCGCCGAAGAUGGUUAUUCCGGCGUUGAGGUCCGUCGCACUCCUGCUCGUGCCGAAGUUAUCAUCAUGGCCACCCGCACCCAAUCGGUUCUUGGCGAACGUGGGCGACGCAUCAAGGAGUUGACCUCUGUAGUGCAGAAGCGUUUUGGUUUUGAAGAAGGAUCUGUUGAGCUGUACGCUGAGAAGGUGUCCAACCGUGGUCUCUGCGCUGUUGCCCAGUGUGAAUCCCUCCGCUAUAAAUUGGUUGGUGGACUGGCGGUUCGUCGUGCUUGCUACGGAGUGCUACGAUUCAUAAUGGAGUCCCAAGCACAGGGUUGUGAGGUAAUUGUCUCCGGAAAGCUUCGCGGUCAACGAGCUAAGGCAAUGAAGUUCGUUGAUGGGCUCAUGAUUCAUUCAGGACAUCCAGUCACCGAGUACAUCCAGCAAGCAGUCCGACAUGUGCAACUUCGUCAGGGAGUAAUCGGAAUCAAGGUGAAGAUCAUGUUGCCUCAUGAUCCUCGUGGCCAAAUGGGACCAAAGAACGCUCUUCCCGACCACGUCCAAAUCCUAGAACCCAUGCCGGAGGUCAACCCUACCGAGCCAAGUUCCGAGCAUAAGGUUGAAAAGAAGGACAUGAUCCCUAUUGUACCUCCGCCCAUGCAACCUGUUGAGGUCACACCGGCCUAUUAA
Necator americanus (New World hookworm) is the source of this 759-nucleotide messenger RNA. RefSeq lists its product as uncharacterized. Gene Ontology annotation, biological process: translation; positive regulation of apoptotic signaling pathway. Gene Ontology annotation, molecular function: RNA binding; structural constituent of ribosome. The transcript is spliced from 5 exons. Gene Ontology annotation, cellular component: cytosolic small ribosomal subunit; nucleus. The record is from RefSeq and is a predicted model, not a curated record. Bases 1 to 759 code for a protein of 252 amino acids. Lineage: Eukaryota; Metazoa; Nematoda; Chromadorea; Rhabditida; Ancylostomatidae.